Messenger RNA from Spodoptera litura, 1291 nucleotides. RefSeq names its product transcription factor TFIIFbeta (gene TfIIFbeta). Lineage: Eukaryota; Metazoa; Arthropoda; Insecta; Lepidoptera; Noctuidae. Gene Ontology annotation, cellular component: transcription factor TFIIF complex. Gene Ontology annotation, biological process: transcription by RNA polymerase II; transcription initiation at RNA polymerase II promoter. The record is from RefSeq and is a predicted model, not a curated record.
AUCUCAAUCUCAUCACUCACUGUCAUUCUGUUGUCACUCGUCCUUCUCGUCACUGUCAGUGUGCUGUGCUGUCGUCAAAUAAAAAUACUCGAUGUACUAUUUCGCUCUAUCAUUUUUGUGUGUUUGACGAUCAUAGAAAAACUACUAUUUGACUUAACGAUAAAGGUUACUAGGUUAUUACGUGCAAUAAUUAACUAAGACAUAAUGACUACUCCUACUCCUGCUCCCCACAUAGACCGUGAGCUGGAUUUGUCAAAUACAGGCCGAGGAGUUUGGCUCGUUAAAGUUCCAAAAUACAUUGCUAAUAAAUGGGAAAAAGCACCUGGAAAUAUCGAAGUAGGCAAGUUGAAAAUCUCACGAGCACCGGGACAGAGGGCUCAGGUGCAACUAUCGUUGUCUGAAGCUGUACUUUGCCUGAAAGAACCUGGAGAACAAAACAUACCUAAGGAACAUCGUCUUGACGUGUCUAAUGUUACAAGACAGUCUUUAGGAGUAUUUUCUCAUGCCACCCCCUCAAACACAGAUGCUGUUAUACCAGAGUCAGAAAAACUUUAUAUGGAAGGUAGAAUCGUGCAGAAACUAGAAUGUAGGCCAUAUGCUGACAACACAUAUUACAAGUUGAAGUCUGAGUCUAUAAGAAAGGCAUCAAUGCCACAGCGGCAAGUACAACAGCUGGACAGGAUAGUACAGAACUUCAAGCCAGUUUCAGACCACAAGCAUAAUAUUGAUUACAUAAAGAAGAAGUCUGCUGAAGGAAAGAAAGCCCGCGAUGACAAAGAUGCAGUUCUCAACAUGCUGUUUGCAGCAUUUGAAAAACAUCAGUAUUACAACAUUAAGGACUUGCAAAAGAUCACAAGGCAACCUAUUGUAUAUCUGAAAGAGAUAUUGAAGGAAGUAUGUAAUUACAACUUGAAAAAUCCUCACAAGAACAUGUGGGAAUUGAAGCCUGAAUACCGUCAUUACAAGUCGGAGCAGGCCGCGGAAACUAAAGAGGAAAAGAAUAGCUCUGACAGUGAUUAGACCAAUGGUGGAUUGAACCUAGAGAGCGCCCUAGACAAGCUCCUCAUAAGCGCCCCUAACUUACCAUGCCGCGACCACCCCUCUACGGACAGUUUGGCACAUGUGUCUUAUGGAGUCCCUCUGUAACCUGAUGCCCUACGUACUUGUCUAGUUAGCGUUAAGGAUAAUACAGUUCUGUAUUAAAUUGACUGUUGGUUGAAUAUGUACAAAAUUGUUGAACCAUUUAUUUUUCUGUUGACAAUCCAGUAUAAUAAAUUAUUGCCUAUAAGUA